Hydractinia symbiolongicarpus is the source of this 3479-nucleotide messenger RNA. Its product is annotated as AP-3 complex subunit beta-2-like. Gene Ontology annotation, cellular component: membrane coat; AP-3 adaptor complex. The transcript is spliced from 26 exons. The record is from RefSeq and is a predicted model, not a curated record. Gene Ontology annotation, biological process: vesicle-mediated transport; intracellular protein transport. Bases 140 to 3439 code for a protein of 1099 amino acids. Lineage: Eukaryota; Metazoa; Cnidaria; Hydrozoa; Anthoathecata; Hydractiniidae.
CUAAUUGCCUACCGUGUUUACAUUUCUCCUGCCGUACGGUUGUUUUGGGUCCCGUGAACGAACUGAGGAACUAAACGAAGAACCUGAGAGUGCUUUUCACUACUUACCACCUUGCUACUCUGGUUGUAUUUUUUUAAAAAUGGCUUCUCUGUCAUCAGUUUCUUAUAACGACCCUGAUUCUGGAGCACCCCAACAAGCAAUGGGUCAUUCAAUCUAUGAAGACUCGGGCACUACUCAAUCAGCUUCGUCAGCUGUUGUUUCCUUUCUAGCUAAUCAGUUUGGUAAAAAACAUGAUGAUUUGAAGACAAUGUUAGACAGUUCAAAAGACUCUCAAAAACUUGAUGCUAUGAAACGCAUAGUUGGUAUGAUGGCAUCAGGAAAAGAUGUGUCAGAACUUUUUCCUGCCGUGGUCAAGAACGUUGUCUCAAAGAACAUAGAGAUAAAGAAGCUAGUGUAUGUGUACCUGGUGCGAUAUGCUGAAGAACAACAAGACCUUGCUUUAUUAUCAAUCGCAACCUUUCAAAGGGGCUUAAAGGAUCCAAACCAACUAAUUCGUGCAAGUGCUUUAAGAGUUUUGUCAAGUAUUCGUGUUCCUGUAAUUGUUCCAAUCAUGAUGUUGUCGUUAAAAGAAGCAGUCACUGAUAUGUCACCCUAUGUUCGCAAGACUGCUGCUAAUGCAAUCCCAAAGCUUUACUGUUUGGAUGCAGAACAAAAGGAUGCACUAGUGGAGAUCAUUGAGAAAUUGUUACAAGAUAAGACAACACUUGUUGCAGGCAGCACUGUGAUAGCUUUUGAAGAAGUGUGUCCAGAAAGAAUAGACCUCAUCCACAAAAAUUAUCGAAAACUGUGCAACAUGUUAAUUGAUAUUGAUGAAUGGGGACAAGUGGCUGUUAUUAAUAUGCUAGUGCGAUACUCUAGAACACAGUUUCUUGAUCCUAACAAGAAUAUGCAAGCUGGAAAUCCUGAAUCACAACAGUUUUAUCCAAGCUCUGAAUCUGAAAAUAGUGAUGAAUCUGAAAAUGAAGACGCUGAAAAGCCAAAAGUAUAUGUCAUGGAUCCAGAUCAUAGAUUAUUGCUGCAUUCUUGUCAGCCACUAUUGCAAAGCAGAAAUGCAGCAGUUAUUAUGGCAAUUGCUAAAGUGUAUCACCAUAUUGCCCCUGCCUCUGAAGUUGGGAUUGUCGUGAAAGCACUUGUUCGCCUGCUAAGAAGUCACAGAGAAGUUCAAACGAUUGUUUUAAGCAACAUUGUUACCAUAUCGUUGCAGCGUAAGGGGUUGUUCGACUCGUACCUAAAAUCAUUUUUUGUACAUGCUAGUGAUCCUACACACAUCAAAAAGUUAAAGUUGGAAAUCCUGACAAAUCUAGCAACUGAGUCAAACAUACCAACAAUUUUAAGAGAGUUCCAGACAUAUGUUGCCAGUUCGGACAAGGAGUUUGUUGCUUCAACAAUUCAGUCAAUUGGGAGAUGUGCUUCGAAUAUACCGGAAGUUACAGACACUUGCUUAGCUGGAUUAAUCAGAAUGCUUUCCAACCAUGAUGAACAUGUUGUGAGCGAAAGCAUCAUAGUUGUCAAGAAACUUUUACAAAUGCGACAAAAAGACCACAGUGAUGUUAUUGUACACAUGGCUAAACUACUAGAGAAAGUACAUGUGCCAAUGGCAAGGGCGAGCAUCCUAUGGCUGAUUGGAGAAUACAGUGAUAGGAUUCCAAAAAUAUCUCCAGAUGUGCUGCGAAAAAUGGCCAAAACAUUUGCCAGUGAGGAAGAUAUUGUGAAGUUGCAGAUUUUAAAUCUUGGUGCAAAAUUGUAUGUUACAAACUCAAAGCAGACUCGCUCGCUGUGUCAAUAUGUUAUCCAGCUGGCUAAGUAUGAUCAGAACUAUGACAUCAGAGAUCGUGCCAGAUUUUUAAAGUUUAUGUUAUUUCCUGCUGAUAGGGCAGAGGGAACAAACAACCUUAAGAAAAAAGCUAAGAAAGUCUUCUUGGUAGAAAAACCUGCUCCAGUCUUACAAUCUCUUUUUAAAGACAGAGGAGAAUACCAGUUAGGCUCGUUGUCACACAUGAUUGAUGCCAAAGCAAAUGGUUACCAAGAAUUACCUGAAUUUCCUGACAAACAACCAGAUCCUACAGUUCGAAAUGUUGAGAUGCUACCUGUAUGGGGGAAUCAGUUUCUUCUUACAAAAGAAAAAGAUGAGGAUAAAGAUAAGUCUUUUUAUUCUGAUGAAAAUGAGGAUGAUGAUGAUGAUAAUGAAUCAGAGGAGGAUAGUGAUGAGGAGACAGAUUCCGAUGAAGAGUCUAGUGAAGAGGGGACAAACACAAAAAAUGAAGAAGAAAAUACUGACGACGACAAAGAAGAAUCAAGUGAAGAAGAUGAUUCGGAAGAUGAAAGUGAAUUUGAAGAGCUGUCUGGAAGUGAGGAAGAAAGUUCAUUGCCUGCAGUAAAAGCUAAGGAAGAUGAAGAAAGUGACGAAAAUGUAUCUGAUGACGAUGAGGAUGAUGAAGAUGAUGACGAUGACGAUGGUGAAACAUCUUCAGAGGAGGAAAGUGAUCAAGAGACGCAGGUAACAACAAAUAAAACUGUAUCGUCUAUGCCACAUAAGAGUUCCUACGACCAACUAUUGGAUCUGGAUGAUGAUUCAAGUAGUUCUGUACCAGCAAUAAAUGGUAAUGCACCGGUACUUACACCCUCUUUGGUAUCUGACAUGGAAACUUUAUCUAUGGAACCAUCCAACUAUUCUAACUAUUCUCGUCAAAUAUCAACGGCAUCUUUAAAAUCCUAUGAACUGUUAAACAAAAUCAAUGGAAAAGGUCUCACAGCUGAAUACAGGUUUACUAGAGGCCCGUGCAUUUAUUCAAGGACCAUGGUGGGAAUUGAAAUCGACUUCAAAAAUCAGAGCAACAAAGAGAUCAAACAUCUUCAUAUUGGCAAGAAGAAACUUGCUUCAGGAUCACAGAUGCAAGAGUUCGCAGAAAUUGGAAGUUUACCUGCAGGACAACAACAAGUUGUAUCAAUUGGCGUUGACUUCAAGGAUACCAUGCAACCCGUCACAUUUGAAUUGUGCACGGAAGUGGAUACAUUCUCCGUAACAAUCAAAGUUCCGGUGGGAGAAUUGGUGAAACCUGCUAAUCUGACAGAAAAUCAGUUUGAAAGUGAACAGCGCCAACUUACUGGUAUGACAGAAAGCAGACUUGAAUGUAAAUUGAAUUCUACCUUUGACCACAAGGUGUUAUGCAGUAAAGUGCUACAGAUUACAAACAUGCAACAAGUUCCUUCACCACCUAGUGAUGAAAACAUACUGAGGUUUGCUGGGAGCUUGAUAUCUUCAACCCUUCCAGUGCUUUUGACACUGAAAGGUCAUUCGCAAGAAUGCACGAUCGUUGUCAACUGUGAAAAGAUGAGCAUUGCUUCCUUGCUGGCAAAAGAAAUUAAAAAUGGAAUAUAAAUUUAAGCACAAAUUUGAAUAAUAUUUUUAUAUCAUGUAA